GAGCAAGGAUCUAAUUCUGGAUUUCACCCUAAUCAAAAAAGAUGUAAUUAAUUAAUCAGAUAAUUCACUGCCACGCAUGGCAGGACACACAUCUGUGCAGCGGUAAUGAGGAGGGAGACAGACAAGCUGAGCUGAGCAGCUCUACUUCUCCCCUGUAGCUGGCUCAUCAACAGUGCUGGAAUCCACUGUAAGUUUGAAAAAAAAAAAGCUGCAGCUCUUACAGUUACUUUGAUAACAUCUCUUGUACUCCAGACUUGCUUUUUUUAGCAUGUAAGUACAGUGCGAAGAGUCCAGAGGAAGUGAAGAUCUGAGGCGGGUCGAGGUAUCAGGGAUGACUUGAGGGAGGCAGUGCCUGUACAAGACAAACAUAAACUGUGCCACUUCAUCUGAAGACAAUGGGGGACAGGACACCAAGUGUGCUCUCAUCCACAUCUCCAUUGUCUGCCCACCUCUUUUACUCCUCCUCUGAGCACCGAGCAUAAGCGGGGUGAAAGGAGGAGGGGAAGGGAGKAGGACAGGGGAGCAGCAGGGGUGCAAGGGGGGGUCUGGCUGUGUUCUUUCUCCUCUGUCUGUGUGCGAAUGCACAGACGGUUCAGUAGUAAUUUGAUGUGUGUCCCAGGGGACAUUUGAUGGAUUAAAGCUAAGCAGCUCCAUUUCGCAGCACCACCUGAUCUUCCACUGCCUGUGCCCCAUAUAAAGGCUGGCGUGAUUGCUGAUCUCAGCUAGUCUGACAGUCUCUCCCUCUCUCCCUCCUUUCUCUGUCUGUCUCCAUCUCUUCUCUUCCUCACUGGUCUCUUAAGCCUGCUGCAUCACAGGAACUAUCCAGUGCUGAACAGGAUCGCUUUUAUUUUUUAUUUUUUUAUUUUUUUCCAGGGGAAGCUGGGGGAACCAGAGAGCAUCACCCAGCAUUGCCAUCAGGCUCGUUCACCACUGGUUUCCAUUUUUUUCCUCCUUGUCUUAUGUUUAUGACCACAUUAUCCACAAGGAUUACAGCCAAGCCAGCCCUGCUUGUGUGCAUCUUCAGAGGGUCUUUCCUUUUUUUUUUUCUCAUGCGUUUUUCUCAGCUCCGUGUUUUCACCCAUUGAAACAUGCCCCGCUCUUUUUUGGUGAAGAAAAUCAAGCUCGAUGAUUUCUCUUCGUCCAACGUGGUCACCUCCAACCAUCACCACCACCUGGACGACUCGUUUACUUUUACCCGCUCCAUCACAGACUCGGUGACCAGCCUUGGGGUUCGUCUCAGCGAGAAUGGAUACAUCCAGGAUUACAUCACGCCAUCUGUAUACCAGGGGGAGAAGAAGAUGGAGCAUAAGUUGGCCUCUCCGGUGUCAGACCCCCUUUACACCCAGGUGAACAGUGCAGGGGAGUACUGCGACCCUGACCUGAAGCACCCCGACAGCCCCCAGUCUGGCAUGACAGCCAGCGGCUUCUACACUGGUGAAUCGGAGGCCCUGGCCGAGGGUUACACCAUGGAUGCCUUCUUCAUCUCCGAUGGGCGCUCCAGGCGAAAAGGCGAGGGGGAGGCUCGUGGGGGAGGCUCGAGAAGCAGCAGCGCAAACGGCGGCGCCCAGGAGAGGGGCGCCGGCGUGCCUCGCCACACCUGCAACGAGUGCGGGAAGACGUACGCCACCUCCUCCAACCUGAGCCGACACAAGCAGACGCACCGCAGCCUGGACAGCAAGAUGGCCCGCAAGUGUCCCACCUGUAACAAAGUGUACGUGUCCAUGCCGGCACUGGCGAUGCACAUCCUCACCCACGACCUCAAGCACAAGUGCGACGUGUGCAGCAAGGCCUUCAGCCGACCCUGGCUGCUGCAAGGUCACAUGCGCUCACACACGGGGGAGAAGCCCUUCGCAUGCGCCCACUGUGGCAAAGCCUUUGCUGACCGUUCAAACCUCCGCGCCCACAUGCAAACACACUCUGCCUUCAAGCACUACAGAUGCAAGCGCUGCAAUAAGACCUUCGCUCUCAAGUCCUACCUGAACAAGCACUAUGAGUCAGCUUGCUUCAAGGGCUCCGCAGACGAGGACGACUCCGGAUCGGAAAACUAACCACAUGGAAGAAGCUAAAUCUCUGAACCCCUGUUGUAGGUUCACAACCAAUAACCAUGUUCACUCUGCCCUCCAUGCCUUUUUUCUUCCCUUUUUUUAGAAAGCAAUAUUUUCACUGAGAUUACGUGAAGAAACUUUACUGAUUAUGGCAAAGACAAUUUCAAAAGAUGCUGGAUUUYCCCCCCCUGCACAGUAGCUAAUCGUCCACAGAAACAUACAAUCAAACAACCUUCCUCAAAAUACAGACUGUAGAUGAUAGUUGUACACAAUUCAGCAACAUGUGCUCACGUGAUGGUGGGAACAUGAAAACACACACAUACUAACACACUGACACACACACACACACACACUCCAGUGUACAAACGUACGCACACUCACACUCACAAACACACAAUUAUAUAUGAGGCCUGGCAUGUGAAUUUUUAUCAAUGACUAUAAUAUUGAUAUCAAUAGUAAUAUUUAGAUUCCUGAUAUUUUAUAGGAAAUAGUAACAAGAAAAAGGAAAAAAAAAACAUAAAAAGGACUAACAGUGUUCUUUUGUUUUUUAGAGACAAAAUGACCUCUUGUAUUUUUAUGCUGCUUUUUAUUUGCUAAGAAUUGAAUUCUUUUGCAACUGCCAACAUAAACUUUUUACAAAAAUGUGAACUAUGACAGUAUUUGCAAAAAAAGAGAUCAUUUUAAAAAGGUAAAAAAAAAAAAAAAAACUCCGACCCCCAUUUUGUUCCACACUAAUGUUUCAGUUCAACGGAUGUUAUUUUUCUAUUUCAUUUUUCUAAAUUAAUUUUUGUGCUUAUUUUGUCUUGUUAAUUAAUAAGCACCUUUGUAACUGUGGGUACUUAAAACAGAGCUCAUCCUGAAUAAGCUAUAUAUAUAUAAAAAGAUCAUAAGUCAUUUAACACAACUCUGCAAGAGCGGUGAUUUUCAAAUGUUGGCCUGUUGACCGGGCAGUUUUACUCUCUUCAUCUGAUCCAACUCAUAAUGUCACCCUGAUGUUUAGACUCGGACAAAAAAAAACACCUGAAAGCCAGACCAAAUGAUUUAAUAAGUGCCAUGAGCAGUUCAUUCAUCUAUAGCAAACAAGCAAAAAAAAGAUCAACUCUUGUUCUUCCUUCACCAUGACGGCUUGCAUAAACCCUGCUGUCUUCAUGGUGCUUCAUCCGGUCUUAUUAAGUAAUCUUCACCAGUAUUUGAGGUGCUCCCCCCACCCCACCCCACCAGUAUUACCUCAGAGUGAAGGGUUAAACUCACACCCUCAGUUACAAAGUGACAGAUUUUUAUGUUUGUCUAUUUUCUAUGUCGCUCAAAGCUACACCCAUGAUUUAGAUGCAUUCCAUCUAUUUAUCAUGUAAAUACUUUAUUUAUCUUCCUAUUUAUUUAUUUAUCUAUUUAUUUAUUUAUUUAUCUUAUUUUGUGUAUUUAUCGAAUGCUUAUUUAUUUAUUAUUUAUUCUUUAAAUUGUUUUUUUAAUAUACAUCCAUUGACCUUGUAAGAUGCUGCUGAUCUUCAAAGAAAAUGUUUAUAUGCAUGAAAACUGUAGAGAGUCCGUGGGACUUAGUUUUUAAAGAGGAACAAUGUACAGAAGCGGCGCUAGAGGACUUCCAAUGAAUGAAUAAAUGCAGAAGUACCUUUUUUUUAGUUUUGAUGCAAUAACAUGACUGACAAAGCAAUUGACAUGUUAAAAACAAUCACAGCUGUUCUGUUUUGUUCAAGGCAAUAAAAAUUAAUAAUGAAAACAAAUCCCCCAAAUAAUACCGAGCAUUUUCUAAAAAAAAAAAAAAGACUAAUGCCUCCCCCCACCACUGAAACGUUUUAGCCCAUUUUUAUAGUCUUUAAAUCUCAGGCAAUAACUAAUUCUCAGAAGUGGUUUACAGUUUUGUGUAUGAACCCUGUUUUUAUUUAAACUCGGUACAAUUUGAAAGAAAGAACAGCAAYAAUAACGUUGCUAUUUGAAACUAAYWCAAGUGUUAMGUCACUUGGUAARAAAAACAACUCUCUAUCAUAAUUAUUAUUUUUAGCUUUAGCUUUUAAGAACAACUAAAAUAGAUUCUUAUUAAGUCAUAAAAUAACCAAGCCUUUAAAUACAGUAGAAUUGACUAUUUAUCUUCACUCUGUCAGAGCGGUUUAAACUCUCUGAGGUCGGGAAGGAAGUGGCUGUGCAUUCUCUUAAGCAGCACUAAUGAAAAUGAUCUUGGCAUGAACUUUACUGGCAAAGAGAGUUUUCAAGAUUGCUGUAAUAAAACGACUCGCAGCGACGCGCUUCCAACUCCUACUUCAUCUGUCCCGUAUCCCUCCCCUCCCAGCCAGCCGUCCUCCUCCCGUCCCAACUGCCUCCAAACAGACGCUGCGAGCAUUAGAUGUGCUGAAGUGGGAUUGUCGGAGGGUGGCGGCGUGUGGGAGGAUAACAGGUGUUUGUAGACAGACUGCAGAUAGGGAGCGUAAUUGAGUCGGUGAGCGACCUCCGAGGGGAAGGUCAAGCACCAGCAGGCAAAUGCACUGUCAGCGAUUUGCAUAUUCCAAAUAGAUGGUGCCGUGGCAGUCGCUCUGAAACACAAAACUACAAAAACUGGAGAGAAAAAGGAGAGCAGGUUUAUUUGUCCUUCCUCUCCUCUCUGUUCCACCAUCGUCCCUGUCUAGUGCUACAGCUGAAUCACUGCAUGAGAGCAUCCAAACCACCUGUCUAAUGAUUCACCCGCACAACGCACCGUUUGGAGCGUUGCUCGAUUGUUAAACAAAUGCAGAAAUUAUUGCUUCCAAAAGAUUCCCCUUAUUCGUUGUUUUUUUUUUUUCUCUUUUACUGAGUGGGAUGGCUAUCAUCCAUCUUCUAAAUCCGGGGGCUGUUUUAUUAUUACAGACGAAUGCACUGAAAUAAUAAAAAACACCUACUGUAAAUGUGCUGUAGAUGUAGUAUAACUAGCAGUAUUACAGAUCUACUUCAGCAAAAAAAAAGACUAAUUACAGAAAAGGAGGCACAACUUAAUUGUAAACUACAGCGCUUAGAUGUAGGGAAACAUUGUUCCUCUUUUGUAAAUAGAAUUGUAAAUAUAUCACAGCAAUAAUAUCACAAUGCAUGUAGACAUUUAAAUGCUCUUUUUCUAUUCAAGUCUUUUUUUAUAUAUUUAAAAAAAGACAAAAUACAGGUACCAAUUGCAGUCUGGGUGGCCACGCGAAUCAGGGAGUGUCUUGAUUAAGAAGCUAUCUGUUCUAAGUUCAAACAAAAACUUCCAACUCUGUGUUUCCUCAAAGAUCUGAUCCUGUUUAGUCUUUUUUUUUAUCUUCUUUUGCUUUUCUUUGUAUUUAUGUGCCCAGCUUGGCUGCGCAAUGAAAAAGUGCCAAAAAGUAUGAUUUCCAUGACAAAAGCCUUCAACAUAUGGUUGGCUGCUCGAAACCAUCCAUAUGGUCCUCAAAGAAAGGAAAAAAAAAACUGAUUAAGAUUUUCCACUUUCUUCCUCAUUCUGUCUCCUACUCUCUCUUUUAGUCUCUGUUCCAGCUGAGUAUGAAGAAACUUAAGCCAUGAUUGCUGAGGGGUGUUUUGAUUUUUCUUGUUCUGCUACAAUUAUUAAUGAUGACAACAAUAGCAAUGAUAACAAUAAUAAAAACAAUAGCACAAGGAA
Molecule: messenger RNA, 5658 nt
Organism: Austrofundulus limnaeus
Lineage: Eukaryota; Metazoa; Chordata; Actinopteri; Cyprinodontiformes; Rivulidae
Gene: scrt2
Product: scratch family zinc finger 2
Exons: 2
Coding region: 1089-2048 (319 amino acids)
Biological process (GO): regulation of DNA-templated transcription
Molecular function (GO): RNA polymerase II cis-regulatory region sequence-specific DNA binding; DNA-binding transcription factor activity, RNA polymerase II-specific
Source: RefSeq, a predicted model, not a curated record